AUGCACACAGAUCACUUACUUUUUAAUUUGAAUGUUUUAGGAACGAAACAGAAGUGUAAAGCAGCCAAAAGUAACUUUGAAACAAGAAAUAAAGACAGUGAAGAAGUUGUGUUUAACGAAGACUCGAACGAUGAUACAUACAAGGAAAUUGAAGAGAUAGACAGCGAAAUGAAUAAAGAUGCCAAGACACCCAACAAAAGAAACUCAACAGGAAUUAAUUACAGAGAAAGUGAAAAUAAUGAAUCUGACGGUGAUGACAAUGCAUUUCAUAAAAAUCGAUAUAAUUUUUCACAACUGAAUGUGUACAAAAAACGAUUCAUUGAUUAUGAUCCAACUCAAUUAAGCUGGCAAAAUCGUGAAAGACCGAAAUGUGAGUGCGCUAUUAUUAAAGUUGAGAGCAAAGAAUCAUGA
Molecule: messenger RNA, 411 nt
Organism: Didymodactylos carnosus
Lineage: Eukaryota; Metazoa; Rotifera; Eurotatoria; Philodinida; Philodinidae
Source: the annotation of a GenBank genome assembly